Molecule: messenger RNA, 1506 nt
Organism: Homarus americanus (American lobster)
Lineage: Eukaryota; Metazoa; Arthropoda; Malacostraca; Decapoda; Nephropidae
Product: kelch-like protein diablo
Exons: 11
Coding region: 1-1506 (501 amino acids)
Molecular function (GO): protein binding
Source: RefSeq, a predicted model, not a curated record
AUGGCGACAGCACGUGUGGAAUUCUCUGAUAAUGGGGAGGGGGAAUGCUCACCGUGUAAUACUUUCGGCGGGAAGUUUGCUGAGGUCCAUUAUUUAGUAAACCUGCUGUCUGCUUCGCAGGACUUCAUCUUUUCUAAUUUCGUAGAAAUUACAAUGGAACAAGAGUUUCUUGAAAUUCCUAAAGAAAUUCUACUGCAGAAAUGGCAGAAAGUUGGCCCUAUGAAAAUUGAGAGAUGUGGGCCAGGAGUAGCAGUCUUACAUGGGAAAAUAUUCGUUGUUGGAGGGAUUGGAGGGGAUAGUCAGAUUUGGGCAGAUGGCGAAGUUUAUGAUCCACAGGAAGAAGAUUGGACUGGGAUAUCUUCUAUGGUUACCCCACGAAUGGGUGUAGUAGAACAUCGAGGUAUCAUUUACAUUAUGGGUGGAUAUACGUACACUUACAAUCGCCUGCGUGAUCUUCGCCUGCGUGAUCUUCUCUCAUACAAUCCUGUAACUGGGGAGUGGAAGAAUCUAGCACCAAUACUAGGUGAAUCAUAUAACACGAUAUCUGUUGCAGUUUUGAAUAACUUUCUGUACGUAGUAGGUGGUACUGAGUUUGAGGAAAUGGAAAGAUAUUCUUUUGAACAGGCUCACCGUGGAAUACUGUCAGCAGGAAGCGACUAUUUUAAGACCAUGUUUACGUGUGGAUUUGCUGAGAAAACAACAGAGUCAAUAGAAAUGAAGUCUAUGAAACCCAAUAUAUUACAACUGCUCGUCAACUUCAUAUAUACUGGAAACAUGAAGAUAACAGUGGAAAAUGCACAGGAGUUAAUUGCGGCUGCGAACAUGCUGAUGAUGUCCCGUGCUGUAUGUUUUUGUACAGAUUUUCUUAAGAGUGAACUUCAUCCAUCUAAUGCUUUGGGAAUUUACCGUGGAUAUAUGGACUUUUACAACCCCAUGCAUGAUCUUCUCUCAUACAAUCCUGUAACUGGGGAGUGGAGAGCACUAGCAGGACGUGCUCCACCUCGCUACAACUACAUGGGUGUUGCAGUUUUGAAUAACUUUUUUGGACGUAUGGACUCUUAUAACCCAUUUCAUGAACUUCUCUCAUACAAUCCUGUAACUGGGGAGUGGAGAGAUCUAGCAGCACUGAGUGCUCCACCUCGCUACAACUACAUGGGUGUUGCAGUUUUGAAUAACUUUUUGUAUUUAGUGGGUGGUCUUUUUAAUGAAGAAGGGGAAAAAUCACUAGAAAGAUAUUCUUUUGAACAGAACGAAUGGUUUAAGUGUUCAUCAAUGAAUUUUUGGCGAAGUAUCCCAGCAGUUGUUGCCACAAAUUCUCUGUUAUAUAUCAUAGGUGGUCAUCGUCCCAAUGACCACCUUGAACUGAACCAAUGGUUUAAGUGUUCGUCUUCAGAGUAUUUGGGUCGAAGUAGCCCAGCAGUUGUUGUCACAAAUUCUCUGUUAUAUGUCAUAGGCGGUUACUGGAGUGGUUUGAAUGGAAUUGGAAUGGUAAGGAAAGAAGAAUAA